Molecule: messenger RNA, 1156 nt
Organism: Oppiella nova
Lineage: Eukaryota; Metazoa; Arthropoda; Arachnida; Sarcoptiformes; Oppiidae
Source: the annotation of a GenBank genome assembly
AUGAUGUCCAAGGUCAUGUCCAUAUCUCACAUUACUCUCUAUGUGUCAAACGCCAAGCAAACAGCUAUUAAUUACUGCUUUCAGUACGGAUUCAGACCAUUCAGAUACAGAGGUCUCGAAAGUGGCGAUCGUUUGCAGUCAUCGCAUGCAGUCAUCAAUAAUAAUGUGAUUCUAGUGUUUGUUUCGCCACUAAUCCAUUGCGAAGACAAUGACCACAUCAGUGGCCAUAUUGCCAGACAUGGAGACGCCGUCAAAGAUAUAGCAUUUAAUGUCAAUUCAUUGGAUGAAUUGGUGCCACAAUUAAGACAUAAGAGUGGACAAGAUGUGAAACAAUGGUGUGAAUCAGAUAAUAACGGAAGUGUCAAGUUUUCAAAGUUAUUAGCCUUCGGAGACAUAACCCAUACACUCAUUGAACGCAAUGAUUAUCCGAAAGAUCUAUUCCUUCCCGGAUGGCAGUCAUCACCUCUUCAGACAGUCCUCAAGAACAGCAUUUGGUCGCAGUUAGAGCCCAUUGAUCUGCGUUUCAUAGAUCACGUGGCGGUCAACCAACCGGUCGGCCAAAUGUCUUCACUCGUCAAUUGGUAUGAAAAUGUAUUGGGGUUUCAGAGAUUUUGGUCAGUGGACGACACCAUCAUUGGUACCCAACUGUCGGGCCUGAGGACCAUAUUUAUGACCAAUGAAAAUGAAAACAUCAAAAUCCCUGUCGUAGAGCCGGGUCCCGGAGCCAAACGCUCGCAAAUACAAGAGUUUCUCGACUAUAACUAUGGUCCAGGAGUUCAACACAUUGCUCUGUAUACCAGUGAUAUUUGUGUUACUGUGGCUAAACUUAAACUCAGAGGAGUGGAGUUUCUCUCGACUCCAGACAUUUAUUAUGAACGGCUGACCGAAAGACUCAAAUGCGAUGAUGUGGUAAAGCAUGAGAUUUGCAAACUACAGGAGCUGCGAAUUCUGGUUGAUUUCGAUGAAAAUGGAUAUUUGUUGCAAAUAUUCACUAAACCAGUGGACGAUAGACCCACUCUUUUCUUUGAAAUCAUUGAAAGACACAAUUAUAAUGGUUUCGGUGCCGGAAAUAUUAAGGCUCUCUUUGAGGCCAUCGAAGCCCAACAAAUACUUAGAGGCAAUCUAUAGAUCUGUUUUAGCCAUUUAACACUUAUAG